Molecule: messenger RNA, 809 nt
Organism: Cuscuta campestris
Lineage: Eukaryota; Viridiplantae; Streptophyta; Magnoliopsida; Solanales; Convolvulaceae
Source: the annotation of a GenBank genome assembly
AACUCUUUCCUAGCUUAGCUUGUAAUAAAUAUAAGUUCUAAUUAUUAUAGAUUUCAUGAUAUUAAAAACACAACUAUAUUCCAUAUACUCAACCUCAUAAUAAUCUCAAAAGUGCAUUAAACAUGAGUUAUGAGCCAAACACAACGCUUAACUUGAGCUUAUUGUCUAAGAACGAGCUCAAGUUGACGUCGCCCCCUUCUUCAUCGUCGCGAGUAUUUGCAUGCAACUAUUGUAGGAGGAGAUUCUUUAGCUCACAAGCCCUUGGAGGACACCAAAACGCUCACAAGUUGGAGAGAACCCUAGCCAAGAAGAGCAUGGAGAUGAGCCUAGCUGAUGCCCGAGGGCUUGGCCCAGGCACUAAUUAUAGGCAAGCCGAUGGUGCAAGGAGCUAUGGAACUAUGAGGGAAAUGGUUUAUGGUCACAAGCCUGAGAAAGGUCAAGAGGACUUUAGUCAACUUGACUUGUCUCUAAGACUUUAAUUUCACUACGGCUCAGAUGACAUUAUUUCUCCAUGUCAUGUCGAUCAUGAACUGAAAUUGGUUUGCAAUGUCAUGCACUCAUGCUAUUACAUCCAAAUUUUAUGAUGUUUCAAUGGGACCGGAAGUGGUUCUUAGCCUCUUGCCUUCUUUAAUUUCAUUAUUUCACAGAUUUGAUACAAUGUUAUUGUAGCAAAUCGGUAAAUGAAAAAGAUGUUUAGGGGUAGGAACCAUUUUACGGAGCAUCCUAUGACUUUUCAAUAGACUCAAAUCAUCCUGCAAUAUAACCUAGGGGCUUUAUAUGGCGAUCCGUACACGAUGCCCUUUAAUCGG